Messenger RNA from Polyodon spathula (Mississippi paddlefish), 2228 nucleotides. RefSeq names its product serine/threonine-protein kinase STK11-like. Lineage: Eukaryota; Metazoa; Chordata; Actinopteri; Acipenseriformes; Polyodontidae. Gene Ontology annotation, molecular function: protein serine/threonine kinase activity; protein kinase activator activity; ATP binding. The record is from RefSeq and is a predicted model, not a curated record. The transcript is spliced from 9 exons. Gene Ontology annotation, biological process: regulation of Wnt signaling pathway; positive regulation of vesicle transport along microtubule; establishment of cell polarity. Bases 1036 to 2223 code for a protein of 395 amino acids. Gene Ontology annotation, cellular component: nucleus; cytoplasm.
GGCAGUCAAGAUGGCGGCAGCCUGACAGCAGUUGCGGUUUACAGGACAGCGAAGCUCUUGCAAUCAAAGCCAUAACACCGAAGACGAGUCCCAGAAACACAGAAUAAAGCUCUGUGCGCUAAACCUGUGGGCGGCAGCUACGGGGCAGGGACCCCGGCUGAAGUGAACGUUGGUUCUUGACAUCGUAUUUAAUAAAUCUUAUUCAAUAAUAUCUGACUUCAGUUUUCGCGAGAUAAUCCCGAGAUUGUACGGUCUUCAGUUUUUGUAUAUAAUAAUAAUAAUAAUAAUAAUAAUAAUAAUAAUAAUUAAACCACUCAAGCGCCCGAAUAUGAUAGAGUUAAACAAAAAAUAAAGGCAUUCAUAGCAUCUGCUCCACGGCGGACUGGGUCACAGCUGUAGUGGAACUGACCUGUCAGUUAUUGGUGGAUGUAACUGACUGACUGACAGCAGGCUGUUUUGUGUUUACCAGAGGAAUCCCACGAUUUUGGCUCGGGAGAGAGAGAGGGGGUCUUUCCCCGUUCCAGAUCUUCCCGAAUCAAUACCACAAUACCAAAGAAGUCUGUUAGUGCACCUGCAAACCAAAGUGUUUAAACCCUUUGAUUGAAACCCCUGGGCCUGGCACUUGAAUUAUAAGAGGCUGCAUGUGGCACUGAUAGCAUUGCAGAUUAAUUUGACUGUGGAGCGGUGAUUUAGUACUGUAUAAUUUGUAACCUCAACCAAAUAAAAAAAACACCUUGGAGGGAUUCAAGGCCACAACUGAAAAAAAAAAUACAGGACUUAAAUGACAAAAUAGGGUUAAUGUAAAUACUAAGGGCUGUCUGAACUGAGCUCCUGCUGAAAAGGCCUCCUGUUGAUCCCCUGUCAAGUGUUAUAUAUUGUAUUGUACAGUGCACCAAGGAUCUGGGUUGGAAAUCUGUACUGUUGCAAAACCAACUGGGACAACAACCAGAAAGAGUAAAAGAGAGGGAUAUUUCCUCAGAGGAUUCUGUGUGCAGAACUGGAACCAGUAGGGCACUAGCUGGACCUAGGGUGAAAAUGGACCUGGAUGAACCCCAGCAGCUGGACUACUUGACUGACAAUGAUCUGAUGGGGAUGGGGAUGGACACUUUCAUCCACCGCAUUGACUCCACGGAGGUCAUCUACCAGCCGCGGCGCAAGCGGGCCAAGCUGAUCGGGAAGUACCUGAUGGGGGACCUGCUCGGGGAGGGCUCCUACGGCAAAGUGAAGGAGAUGCUGGACUCGGAUACCCUCUGCAGGAGGGCCGUCAAGAUCCUGAAGAAGAAGAAGCUGAGGAGGAUUCCCAAUGGGGAAGCCAACGUCAAAAAAGAAAUCCAGCUGCUACGGAGGCUGAGGCACAAAAAUGUGAUUCAGUUGGUCGACGUGCUGUACAACGAAGAGAAGCAGAAAAUGUAUAUGGUAAUGGAGUAUUGCGUAUGUGGAAUGCAGGAAAUGUUAGACAGUGUUCCUGAAAAGUGCUUUCCAGUAUUUCAGACUCAUGGGUACUUCUGCCAGCUAAUCGAUGGUUUAGAAUAUUUGCACAGCCAGGGAAUAGUCCACAAAGACAUUAAACCAGGGAAUCUCCUGCUGACGACAGACGGCACUCUGAAGAUCUCUGAUCUGGGAGUGGCUGAGGCGUUGCAUCCAUUUGCAGAGGACGACACGUGUAGGACAAGUCAAGGGUCACCAGCGUUCCAGCCCCCUGAAAUAGCCAACGGCUUGGACACGUUUUCAGGGUUCAAAGUGGACAUUUGGUCCGCUGGUGUCACGCUAUAUAACAUUACAACCGGCCUGUAUCCGUUCGAAGGGGACAACAUCUAUAAGCUAUUUGAAAACAUUGGCAAGGGAGACUACAGCAUUCCUGAGGACUGUGGGCCCCUGCUGUCAGACCUACUGAGAGGCAUGCUUGAAUAUGACCCAGCAAAGAGGUUCUCAAUACAACACAUAAGACAACACAAUUGGGUCCGUAAGAAACACCCCCCUUCUGAAGCCCCUGUACCCAUCCCCCCGAGCCCCGAGACGAAGGAUGAGUGGCGGAGCAUGACAGUGGUGCCUUACCUGGAGGAUCUGCACGGAUACAACGAGGAAGAGGAGGAGGAGGAGGAUGAUGAGGAAGAGCUGUUUGACGUGGAGGACGACAUCCUCUACACUCAGAACUUCACAGUACCAGGUAAGAGACUAGAGAUAUCUGUGUCUAUCUUCUUGCCAAAAGUGCUGCCAGUCUAGUUUAA